AUGCUGGCCGCCUGGUUCCCAGGCGCGCCCCUGCCGCUCAACAUCAGCGUGCAGCUGGAGGUGGACGGGCAGCCCUGCGACCCACCCUUUGACAGCACCAUCAACCGGUCUGGGUUCAUCAUCAAGCGCAUAUACAGCAUGACGGAGCUGGCCGGCUGCCACCUCACCAAUUUUCGGCGCGGCGCGGGCGACGCGGCGCUCACGUUGGUCAUAACGCGCGGCGGGCAGCGGAGCGCACUGCGGGGCGGGCAGGAGGCGGGGCAGGGGGAUGUAGAGGCAGCGCCGCAGAUCCCUGCCACGCCGAGGCUGGCGGAGCCCAGGGAGCCCGGCCGCACGGCGGGUGCGCAGCAGCAGGGGGCCGGCAUCCAUCGGGCUCAGGGGGGCGUACUGCCGGCGGCGCCCGCAGCGGAGCAAGCGACGCGCGCGGACGUCCCCGGGCCGACGGCGGGGCGCGCCCGCCGUGAGGGCGAGACGCCUGGCGCGAGGCGGCAGCAGGCGGCGCCCGCGGCCAUGCCUUGGGCGGCGGCUCCGGCCGCGGUGGAAGCUGAGGGGGUGGCCCCGGCCAUGCUGGCGGGCUUGGCCCAAUUGGAGGUGCCUGUGCCGGCGGCGCCACUCGCGGCUGGCGGCGCGGCUGCAUUGAACGCGGCCGCUGCCGCGCUGCAGGAGGCUGCCUUGUUGGCGUAUGAAGAGGUGCUGCGCGCGGCCGAGGCGCUGGGCCUGCCGCCCGAGCGCCUUGACACGGUGUGCGGCGGCGUGCAGGCGGCGACCGAGGAAGCGGGCGGCUGCCGGCGGUUCCUGGGGAUGGAGUACCCGCGGCUGCGGCGUGCGUGCGCGGCGGGGGCGAUGGACGUUGUGAGGGCCUGGAUGGAGCGGGUGGCAGGAUCAGGCGGCGGCUGA
Molecule: messenger RNA, 897 nt
Organism: Monoraphidium neglectum
Lineage: Eukaryota; Viridiplantae; Chlorophyta; Chlorophyceae; Sphaeropleales; Selenastraceae
Exons: 1
Coding region: 1-897 (298 amino acids)
Source: RefSeq, a predicted model, not a curated record